UAUUAAUGGUAUUUGAAAAAAGCAAAUAUGACUAACAUUUUGAGUUACCAAAAAUAGUAAAAGUAACUAUCAAUCGGGGACGGAGGGAAUACUUCAUGUGACUUAAUUUUGUAAUUAAUGUUGCAUUAAAACCUUGAAUCUACAACAAAUUUUCUUAAAAAAAAAAUACAAAAGGUGAAAAAUAUGAUGUUAUUAAUUGAUGUCACCUAAACUUCAACUCCUUUCUUGAUGACAAUAACCAAAGACUUUGAAAAGUCAAUCCCGCGCAACUCCUUCUUACAAAACCCCUCCAUUCUUUUACUCAUUCACUCUUAUCUCUCCUUUGAUCCUCUCCUCAAAACUCAAACCCAAAAAAAAAAAAUGUUGUUUGAUCGAACAAGCUCAUCAAUAUCAUCAUCAACUUCGACAUCACGUAGUUGGUCGGGCUCGAACUCGAAAGUACUAGCAAUCGAAUGCAUAAGAGGUACCUCAAGAGCCGACGAAUGGAGUGGAGGACUACUCCAAACCGGCGAUAUCGUUGAAGAGAUCCAAGUUGGUGAAUUGAUCCUACGAUCACCCUUUAAGGAUGGUAACUCUGGUGUUCAGAAACAUUUGCAUAAGGGCUUUAAGAGCAAGGAAACUGCGGUUCGAGUUCGAGUUCGACGCGGUGAGUUUGACUCUGCUGUGUUGGUUGGUUGUAUUGUUCCUGAAGGAAGGAAGAAGAAGCAACAGUAUGUUUUGAGAGCUAUUGAUGAUCCUAAUUAUGCUGUUGCUUUUAUUGAUCGUUCUGAGACUGAGUGCUUACAAUUACAAGCUUCUAGGGACUCCAGGUUACAUCACACGUUAAACAGCACUCAAAUCGAGGAUGGUUAUGUAGCCUAUCCAUGGGAACGGAAGAUGCAGACAACGCUACGAGUCCCAAAUUCAAGCAGUUUUUUCUCCAUCCUGUUCUUGCCAAAGGCUUCAGAAACAGGACGUGGGCGUUAUAAUGAUGUGGAGGAUACUCUUGCUAGAGCUAAUGCAUGGUUUAACGCGGCUCAGGCAUCAGGGAUCCCAAUAACCUUAACAAACAUUCAGACUGAAUCAUUACUUACGAAGAUUUCUGGUGAAACAGCUUCUUCCACAGUGAGCACUUCAUCAUUGUCAGAUUUGCCAAAUCUUGCCAAUGCAAGCCUGUAUGGAUUUGAGGACUACCACGGAGUCGACAUUGGAGUAGUCAGAGCAAUUCGUCUCUGGUACUCUCCCAUCCAAGAGUAUCCAAUCGAGAUUGACAUAGAAGAGGGUGAUGUAAAGCUCGGUUUUGCUGUAAGUCGCACUGAAGAGGGAUUUAUAUACAUAUCAUCAAUUCUAGAAGGUGAUGGAAAUGUCCCUUCUGCAAGAUCAGGCCUGAGUGAGUUGUAUAAAGAAGCAUCAAGAGACUCUAAGCUUCUAGUGAUAUCGCGAGUAAACAACCAAAAAGUCCUUCCUUGGAUUGUUUCUCCAUCAAGUGCUAUCCAAUGCUUUGAUACCGUUUCCCUUAGCCAGAAGCUAUCCUUACACCGCCAUGCUCGAGCACCCUUGCUUUUCCAUGUUUUGAUGCAGGACUCACAGUUUGCUUCUAAUUCUGCACGAUCACAAAGUGGUCCUGCUCCAUUAGCUAUGCCAGUUUGGCCUAACAGCCUUCAGAGUCCUCGAUAUUCUGAUGGUGAUCAUAACCAACCUCCUUCACCAUCCUCGGGUUCCCCUGGUGCUGGACUUAAUGGUGGUGGAACUGAGAUAGGAUUGGCUAGAGAUACAGCAGGGGAAGAAUCUUUCAGAUUUCAUGAUUUCGCGCUGCCUGCCAACUGGGUGUAAUAUAUGUCUUGAAAGUUAUGUAUGGAAUGAAGCGUGUGCAAUAUGAAUGGCAUUGAUAAUUUGACAUAUUCUUAAUUAGUUCUUAGUUAGAUCAUAUAUUAUUACCAAAAAAGUGUGGAAGCAGCAAAUUAUGUUGCUGCUUUGUAUAUAUACAGGUGAGUGUUGGAUGGAUUUCAAGUUCAGUCUUGUGUGAAUGUGGCAAAGUGAUGUGUGAGUGUUAGUGAUUCAGUUUGGUAAAUUUGUGUGUGUGACUGAUAGAGUGAGGCAUUUUGGUGAAUUUAAUUCGAUUAAAUUGUUAACAUUGAGCAUGGCCUUUUGUAUAUGGGGAUUGUUGACACUUAACAUUGUUUAGUCGUUUAUUUGCGUUAUGUUACAAGAAA
Chenopodium quinoa (quinoa) is the source of this 2192-nucleotide messenger RNA. RefSeq lists its product as uncharacterized. The transcript has 4 exons. The coding region runs from base 229 to 1812 and encodes 527 amino acids. The record is from RefSeq and is a predicted model, not a curated record. NCBI's taxonomy places the organism in Eukaryota, Viridiplantae, Streptophyta, Magnoliopsida, Caryophyllales, Amaranthaceae.